AUGGGUGAGGUCAGUAGAGACUUCAAUCUAUACUGUGCUUGACUGGAGGGUAUGGCCAUUUCUUAGGUGGCUAGCUCCAGUAAGUAGUGAAGCUUUUAUUACCCUUGUUUCGAUAUGCCGGCACGCUGAAGGAGAAUACUGAUAACCUAUAUUGACUUCUGGAAGGAUGCUUGGCCACCCAUCGAGGCUACCUUACAACUCUGUCUCGUCGAUUGGACUCAACCUAGCGAUUGGAAGGACCGAAAAGCCCUUGGUAGAUACAUGGCUGUUCAUGUGGCUUAUAUCCGGUCGUUGGUUCCACCAGACAAGCUUCUCGAGUUCCAUCCGAGGGAUGGCUGGGACCCUCUUUGUCGAUUUCUAGGGAAGCCAUCACCAGCGGACGAACCCUUUCCGUUCGCCAACAAAGGAGAAAAUGCUGCCAAUCUCCUUAGAAUUGCCAUGGUCUUCUCGGUGGUACGAAGACUAGGCCCAUAUGUUCUUGCCGUGGGAGUAGGCGUAUUUGCUUGGAGAUGGGUUGCGAAUUAG
Messenger RNA from Hymenoscyphus albidus, 525 nucleotides. Lineage: Eukaryota; Fungi; Ascomycota; Leotiomycetes; Helotiales; Helotiaceae. The record is from the annotation of a GenBank genome assembly.